CCUGAGGAAUCAAAGAGCCGUGAGGAAUAUUUUGAACGUUCCUCUUUGUUUCUUCUGCUAUUGGGUGCUAAAGAUAAGGCUGAUAAUAUUAAUGAAAUUGAAACGGCAUGUCAACCAAGUGUAUGGGGUUGGGAGUCACUCAAACAGUUCUUAAUAAAGGUCAUCAGAAAAGUGAAAAAAAUCCCACUACUAGAGAAUUAUUGGCCAUUAUUCAAAACCUAUCAUCUGACCUUGAUCAAUUGAAAAAGGAAAGGGGAAAAGAUAUCUCAAGAAGUCAACAUGAUAUGCAUAUCAUAGUGACAAAGAUAGUACUAACAUUAAUGUUUUGAAGAAUAUUCCCGAGGGUAUAUCACCUUGUUCAUUGUACUUGAUGUCUCCUACUUAUCGCAUAGUCGUUAAGGGAAUGGUACACAACAUCUUGGGAGAUAAACUUCACCAUAAGCCACUCCCUGAUGGCUAUUUAAAAGUAUCAAUUGAUGUUGCUUUAGAUCAGGAUGCAGAGUUGCUCAUACCUGAUGAUGUUGCUGAUAUAAGGUUGGUUAGAGAUGCAAUAGGAACAUAUGUGGCAUGGCAAAGAAACCUCAUUUCCCUUAAUCUUGAGAUUUCUGCAACAUAUAAAGGCAAUGGUAAUGAUGGGAUUAGGAGGGGUGACGAGUCGGUCACUUCAAAAAAACAGAUUCAAACACAAAAAUUGCAUGAAGGCACUAAAAUCAUCAAGGAUAAACCAAGAAAUAUGUCUCAUGCACAAAAGUUGAAAGAAGUCAAUAAUAAGGGUAGACAUAGCAAUAUUCCAAUCACAAAACAAAGACAAGAUAUUGCAAAAACCAAACAUCAAAAACCUAACUCUACAAAGUGUCGUCCAUCAUGGGUGUUAGCUCUUAAAUCAUUGGUGGAAGUGCAAAUGGAAAACUCAGAUACGCGUCAGAUAACUAUGGAGGAAGGUAUUUUUGGUGAAGAACAGUAUAAUGAAGAAAUUACCAAAGAACAAAUGUAUGAGUUUUUCAACAAUACAGAAAUAGGUGUCUCUGUUGUCUGCGUAUAUAUCAGGUACUUGUAUGAGAAGUUUGUGCGCGACACUGAUGUCCCAAGGAAAUUCUCCUUCUUAUCCCCCCAUCGAAUAUCCUUGGUGUUAAUUGAAGCAGAACAAGAAUUUGUCAAAGCAUACAUGGUUAAGGAAUUCUUGAAAUAUAAAGAUGAGCACAAGUUAUUUAUUCUACCAUUUUAUAUACAUAAGCCUAUUGGACAUUGGGUGUUAUUUGUCAUCAAUCCCAUAUCGGAAAUCAUAUAUUAUAUAGAUCCAUUACUCAAUGACUAUAUGAAUUACCCAAAAAUGAAGAGUAUGUUUGACACAGUUCUAAAGGUAUUUCGCGCUGCAAGGAACGCUCAAGUAUCAAAGAAUAAAUUUAACAACAUACAAUGGGUCCGAGUACAGUGUCCUCGCCAAGAAAAUGGUAUAGAUUGCGGGUACUUUGUGAUGAGGUUUAUGAAAGAGAUUCUCAUUUCGAAACUAAAUGAGAUUCCAAAGCUGUACAUUGAGGAUUUCAAGUGUGCGACAUACUCAAAUGAUAAACUAAGAGAAAUCCAAGAAGAAUGGUGUCAGUUCAUGAUGAGCCUUUUGUUUAUAUGAUAUUUUUAUGAUAAGGGUGGUGGAGAAUGAACAAAAUUUGGAAAUUUUGCCUACUUUUUGUGAAUAUAAAUUUUGAGACGACCAAGAAGAUAGAUGAAGACAUGCUACCAUAGAAGAUUUUGAUCUUAUAUUAACUAAUUAAUUAGUUGUAACUUUCAGAUAUCCAUGUUACCAUAUUAGUGGCUAUACAUUUCUGACAUUUAUGCUAUA
This is a messenger RNA of Medicago truncatula (barrel medic), 1837 nucleotides long. RefSeq lists its product as uncharacterized. Gene Ontology annotation, molecular function: cysteine-type peptidase activity. The coding region runs from base 371 to 1627 and encodes 418 amino acids. The transcript has 10 exons. Gene Ontology annotation, biological process: proteolysis. Lineage: Eukaryota; Viridiplantae; Streptophyta; Magnoliopsida; Fabales; Fabaceae. The record is from RefSeq and is a predicted model, not a curated record.